Hymenoscyphus albidus is the source of this 2464-nucleotide messenger RNA. The record is from the annotation of a GenBank genome assembly. NCBI's taxonomy places the organism in Eukaryota, Fungi, Ascomycota, Leotiomycetes, Helotiales, Helotiaceae.
CCUCCUCAUGGGCGUGAAAGUUCAAAGUUCCACUUGAUCCCACUCCCUCUCAGAACCCCCCCCCACCACGAACCUCUCUCGACCUGAACCUUCAACCUCGCCCCCAACACCUCAACACCUCAACACCCCCCAACUCAACACCACCGCGACCUGGAUUAGGUCCUCGGUCCAUAGAUCGUUCCGCAUCCACAUCGACACCCACAUCCGUCGUCCAUCGCACACAACCCAUCACCCUCAUUCUCUCCCACACCCUCACCCUUCCAUAUCAGAUCGCGACCAUGGCGGACCGAUACAUCCCCGAGCAUCGUCGUACGCAGUUCAAGGCCAAGAACACCUUCAAGCCCGAGGAGCUUCGACGUCGUCGCGAAGAGCAGCAGGUCGAGAUCCGCAAGGCAAAGCGUGAGGAGAAUUUGGCAAAGCGACGAGGCAUCGCGGGCGCAGAUGGAUCACGACCGGGUGCCUCCCUCGGCGCAGAGCCUGAUAGCGAAGAUGACAAUCCACCCACCGAGAGUCAGGUAAGCUGUCGCAGAUCUCUCCCUCUCCCAAGUCGUCGUCGGUCGAAGCAUCGCGCAUGUUGCGAUGUGUGCGACCUCCAACGUGCCAAUGCGGUGCCGCCAUGAUUGUUUACUUUUCUUGGUGGGGUACAGCCUGGCGAGAGUCACCGAAAUUGUGCGAGUUGACCGCCGUGGACAGCUCCACCGUUCAAGGCGUUCGCGAAGCACCACCGCUCCCCCGCAAUACACCAUGACUUUGGCUGCGAAGAUGUAGAUGUUGGCUAACCUCGCUGCGCUCUCUAGUUGAACGAGGAUCUCCCCCAAAUGGUGGCCGGCGUCUUCUCGGAACAAAUCGACCUCCAGAUCCAAGCCACCACCAAGUUCCGAAAGCUGCUCUCCAAGGAGCGAAACCCUCCAAUUGAGGAGGUCAUCAAGACGGGAGUCGUCAGCCGUUUCGUGACCUUCCUCCGAUCGCCGCAUACACUCGUUCAAUUCGAAGCUGCCUGGGCCUUGACCAACAUUGCUUCCGGUUCGGCUCAGCAAACACAAGUCGUCAUUGAGGCUGGAGCCGUCCCCAUCUUUGUCGAGUUGCUUGGGAGCCACGAACCUGAUGUGAGAGAGCAAGCUGUGUGGGCUUUGGGUAACAUUGCUGGUGAUAGCCCAUCAUGUCGAGAUUACGUUUUGAGCUGUGGCGCUCUCAAGCCACUCCUGGCCCUGUUGGGUGACAGCCGCAAAUUGAGCAUGCUCCGCAAUGCCACCUGGACCCUCAGCAACUUCUGCCGUGGCAAGACCCCACAACCCGAUUGGAACACCGUAAGUAACUAAUCGCCUAUCAAACGUGUAUUGUGAAAGCUCAUAUAGCCAGCAGAUCUUGCCUGCCUUACCAGUCUUGGCGAAGCUUGUUUAUUCCCUUGACGAUGAGGUUUUGAUUGAUGCGUGCUGGGCCAUCUCAUAUCUUUCCGAUGGUGCCAAUGACAAGAUCCAAGCCGUCAUCGAAGCUGGUAUCCCUCGUCGCCUCGUAGAGUUGCUUACCCACGCUUCCACAUCCGUCCAAACCCCUGCCCUGCGAUCCGUCGGUAAUAUUGUCACUGGAGAUGACGUUCAGACCCAAGUCAUUAUCAACUGCGGUGCCCUCCCCGCUCUUCUUGCGCUUCUCAGCUCUGGAAAGGAUGGUAUUCGCAAGGAGGCUUGCUGGACCAUUUCUAAUGUCACAGCCGGUAACUCCACUCAAAUCCAGGCAGUCAUUGACGCAAACAUCAUCCCACCUCUCAUUCAUCUCCUCUCGAAUGGUGACUUGAAGACCCGAAAGGAGGCUUGCUGGGCCAUCUCAAACGCCACUUCCGGUGGACUUCAAAAGCCAGAACAGAUUCGAUUCUUGGUUACUCAAGGAUGUAUCAAGCCCUUGUGUGAUCUUCUUUCUUGCCCUGACAACAAAAUCAUUCAAGUCGCACUUGACGGCCUUGAGAAUAUCUUGAAGGUUGGAGAGAUGGACAAGGAUGCAGCUGGCGAAGGUCAAGAAGGUAUCAACAAAUUUGCGCUGUUCAUUGAGGAAUGUCAAGGUAUGGAAAAGAUUCAUGAUUGCCAGACCAACGCAAACGAGGAGAUCUACAUGAAGGCCUACAACAUGAUCGAAAAGUACUUUUCCGAUGAAGAAGAGGCAGAGGGGGCUGAUCAACCAAACGCUACCGGCGAUGGUAGCUUUGGAUUUGGAAAGAACACUGCACCAGGCGGAUCUGGUUUCAACUUUGCCAACAACGGCGGUGAUUCGAUGGAUAUGUAGAUUGCUUGACAGCAUCCUCGUAUCCUCUUGCUCUUAUUGAGCUCUUCAUGUAAUCUGCACCACAUACACCUUUCUAAUCAAGAUUGACGAGUACGUUACUGCGGAUUCACCACUUCCCAAAAAACACCACACUCGUGCCCAUGUAUGGUACGAACCCUUCCCAGCAAAACCCAAUUUUCGAUCCCCCCCC